AUGUUCGUCAUCGCCCAGACCGCUCCCGCGCUCUCCGCGCGCCGCACCCGGGCGCCCCUCCGCUCCAGGCGGUCCCCCGCGGCUCGCCCCGUCCGAGCCCUUCAGCAGAUCAUCCGAGCCCAAAAUGUCCAAGAUGAUUUCUCCGACUCGAGGCGAGCGGUGCUGCUCUCCGGAACCGCCCUCGCGGCCAACCUGUGCAUGCCCGAGUUCUGGAUGCCCCCCGCGAACGCCAAGAAGAUCAUCUCCGGCUCCAACCCCGCUGCCCCGGGCGUCACCUGCGCCUUCCUCUCGCACGGUAAGUUCCCCACGCAGACCGUCGCGACCGCAUCGAAUAUUCCCCUCACCGAUCGCUCUUCCUUCCUCUCCUCAGGUACCCCCGACUUUGACGCGUGGUACAAGGUCUACGAAGGCGCCAUGAACAACUUGACCGGCGACAUGGCGAGCAUCUUCCGCGCGGUCUGCGCCAAGGGCGCCGACGGCGGCGUCAACGCCGUGAUCGUCUUCCCCUCGGAGUACACCAAGGGCAUCCAGGCAUUCUACGACCAAAAGAAGAACCCCCUGUGGGAGGGCGGCCGCAAAGACGGCUGGCUCACCGGCGACUUCCAGCAGGUGUACUUCACCCCGACCGCGUUCAGGGGCGCCGUGGAGGGUCCCCCGCCCCCCGGCAAGGGCAACGGCGUGACCCUCUGCGCCAGCGGCCUCUCUGCUCCUUACGACGAGUGGUUCGCGGAGUUCACCUCCCCGGAGUCGGACCAGAUCCACGACAAGUACGGCGUCAUCGCGUCCGUCGCCGGUAAGGUCCAGCCCGGGUCCACGGGCUUCGGAAAGUCCGGCGGGGCCGCCGUGUACCACCAGCACAAGACGCCGAAGCAGGCGACUGACUUUGGCAAAUUCAUCGGCGCGUUUCUCACCGGCCCGGACGCGCCGCCCAGCCUCGACAUCUCCAAGGGAUUCUACUUCAACUACGGCGGAAUCGUCGCCGACGUCGUCUACCCCGAUAAGAUUCCCAAGGCGUGA
Messenger RNA from Micromonas commoda, 1017 nucleotides. RefSeq lists its product with no specific name. The transcript has 2 exons. The record is from RefSeq and is a predicted model, not a curated record. Lineage: Eukaryota; Viridiplantae; Chlorophyta; Mamiellophyceae; Mamiellales; Mamiellaceae. Bases 1 to 1017 code for a protein of 338 amino acids.